Molecule: messenger RNA, 339 nt
Organism: Colletotrichum costaricense
Lineage: Eukaryota; Fungi; Ascomycota; Sordariomycetes; Glomerellales; Glomerellaceae
Exons: 1
Coding region: 1-339 (112 amino acids)
Source: RefSeq, a predicted model, not a curated record
AUGCAGUCAGCCAACCACAACGACAAUUUGGAGAAGCGCUCUGAGGGGUACAAAACCCCCCACCACAAAAGACGCCCCGGUUUGGCUGAACAUCUUGGAACCACCCCCGCCAAUCAACGGUUGACUGAGCCUGCUCCAGACGCUAAAAACGACCUGAUUAGCAGUGCCGCAUGUACCUCGACUUGUUGGCGGGUUGCAUUACAACUGGCGCAACCAAGGUCUUUGUGCAACCAAAUGAUCUCCUGCACUCAACUGGUUUCUUUUCUUCUUUCUUCAGGCCUUUUCGUGGUCUCCCCCGCCUUAUUCCCUUUGGCGGAGUUCCAUCGAAAGCAGUCGUAA